GGUUGUAUCUCUCUUAGAUCUGAUUCUUGGUUUUAUAUUUGUUUAUUUUAUGUUUUUUCCGACUGGUUGAAAAAUUGUAUCGAUUUCAGUGCGUUUGUUGAUUGCUGAUUGACCUGAGUGACAUGCUUCUAAAAAUUUUCCGGUAUUCUUAGUAAUCCCUGUCUCUAUGAUUUUAACAUUUUUCCAGUCGAAUGUGUGUUCACAGUUGUCGACGUACUUUGGUAUGAGCGAAGAUAUUUCAUGGCGUUUGACCAAUAAAUGAUGUUCGUGCAUGCCAUGAUUCUCUUUUCUUUUCUUGAACAUUGUCCCUAUUUUUCUAUUUGGCUUUGCUAAUUCUAAUCAUUUAUAUUUGCUCAAAUAACUUAGAAAUAUGCUGGUGGUUAAAUGUCUAAGGACUAAAUACUAUCCAAGUUAGAAUGUGAAUGCGGAAAACUGUGGGAAAAAAACAGUAAAUACGUGAUCUAAUAUAACAAUUUGUGACUUAUUGAUUUUAAAACCAAGUCCAUUGUUAAUUUGAAUAAGCUUAUGAAUUAAAUGAAAUUAUAAGAUAAAAGAACAGGAACUUUCCUACUGUGGUGGACGAUACUCACAAGAUUGUUUGCAAGUAGCAUGUAGCAGAACGCGGCGUCGAUGUUGCAACAACCAUCAGAAAGUAUGUGAGUUUCAGUGUAGCAAAAGCACGGCGUAGGCAAAACAAGUGGAGGCAAGAAGAGAAAACAAUUCAGAGUGCAGAAUUUCACUGUAUAUGUAUUAUUUAGAUACGUAUACGAAACGAGGAGGUCGAUAGGUGAUCACUUAUCAAGGUUUAACUGACUAUCUUCGGUAAACAAACCGGAUAUCCCAUUGAGACCAAUUUAGGACAUGUACAAUUCCGCCUACCAUACUGCAACAAGGUUGUUAGUAGCCAUUUUAAAACCAUUCCACAAACACCUAGUGAAGCAUAGUAUUAAGAGUAUAUCCUAGUUCUCCAACAAGAUAACUCCGCCUGUAGCUCUUCCAGAUUUGCUGCCGGUCCCAUGUCCGGGUAAAGGAGGAGGGUUGGGCAUGGGGUUAGCGUCCCCAUCCCGUAGAAAACUAACUCGCUAAAAUACGCCAGCCAGAAAAAAUAAUUCAAACCACUUUAACUCUGCCCUGGGAGUUAAAAGGUCUCCAUAUAGAAGAACUGUGACGCCUCAUGGUGAAAGCUGAGUUCCUUCGGAAGCCACGAGGCCGAUGCCUCUUCUAGCAACCAGAGCAAAAAUUUUUGUAGGUACAUGGAACGUCCGAACAAUGUGGGAAACCGGAAGGACCAGUCAAAUAGCAACGGAAAUGAGGAGAUACAAUUUGGCAGUACUGGGAAUCAGUGAAACCCACUGGACCCAAGCUGGACAGAAAAGGCUAAAUACGGGAGAGAUGCUGCUAUACUCCGGUCACGAAGAGGAAAAUGCUCCACACACUCAGGGAGUCGGUCUUAUGCUGUCGAAAGUAGCACGAAAUGGACUUGUUGGAUGAGAAUCUCACGGAUCCAGAAUCAUCAAAGCAUCAUUCAAAACAAAGAAGUAGGGGAUCACAAUGAAUAUUAUCCAAUGUUAUGCACCCACCAAUGAUAGCAACGACGACAUUAAAGAUCAGUUCUACGAGCGGCUGCAAUCAAUCAUUGAGAAAUGUCCAAGAAAGGACCUCACCAUCCUGAUGGGAGAUCUAAAUGCCAAAGUCGGAAUAGACAACACUGGAUAUGAAGAUAUUAUGGGACGACAUGGACUGGGAGAAAGAAACGAAAAUGGAGAAAGAUUUGCAAAUUUGUGUGUAUUCAACAAAUUGGUUAUAGGCGGCACAAUAUUUCCACACAAGCGUAUACACAAGGCUACAUGGAUCUCACCGGACCACACCACAGAAAACCAGAUAGAUCAUAUUUGCAUCAAUAAAAAAAUCCGAGGGACAAUGGAAGGUGUGAGAACCAGCAGAGGAGCUGACAUAGCUUCAGAUCACCACUUAGUUGUGGCCAAUUUAAAACUGAAGCUAAAGAAAAACUGGAUAACUGGACAAAUAACACUACAAAGGUUCAAUAAGGUCGUCCUUCGAGAUACUAACAAGUUCAACGAAUUCGAGACAGCUCUCAAUAACAGGUUCCAAGCCCUACAAGAUCUACUGAAGGAAGAAGAAACUACUAUGGAGGACAACUGGAAAAGCAUCAAAGAAACAUUGACUUCAACGUGUCAAGAGGUUCUGGGCCUAAAGAAACACCAUCAUAAGGAAUGGAUCUCUAUAGAAACACUGAACAAGAUCAAAGAAAGGAAGAACAAGAAGACAGCAAUUAACAACAGCCGAACACGAACAAAGAAAGUCCAAGCACAAGCUGAGUACAUAGAAGCAAACAAGCAAGUGAAGAAAAGUAUUAGAGCCGACAAGAAGAAGUACGUGGAAGAACUAGCAACGACGAUGGAAAAAGCUGCUAGAGAAGGAAAUAUGAGACAACUUUACGAUACAACGAAGAAACUAGAAGGGAAAUACAGUAAACCAGAGAGGCCGGUCAAAGACAAAGAAGGCAAGCCAAUCACUGAAAUUCAACAACAGCGGAACAGAUGGGUAGAAUACUUCGAGGAACUCCUGAAUAGGCCGGCUUCAGUGAAUCCACCGAACAUCGAAGCAACACACACAGAUCUUCCUAUAGAUGUCAACGCACCAACGACGGAGGAAAUCAGAAUGGCCAUCAGACAAAUCAAAAGCGGGAAAGCAGCAGGACCCGACAACAUACCAGCUGAAGCACUGAAGUCAGACAUCGAAGUAACUACGAACUUGUUUUAUCUUCUAUUCAAAAAGAUUUGGGACGAGGAACAAGUGCCGAAGGACUGGAAAGAAGGACACCUCGUCAAGAUUCUAAAGAAAGGAGAUCUGAGCAAAUGUGAAAACUACAGAGGCAUUACACUACUGUCAAUACCAGGGAAAGUCUUCAACAGAGUGUUGCUGAACCGGAUGAAGGAUGCAGUAGACGCCCAACUUCGAUAUCAACAAGCUGGAUUCCGUAAGGACCGGUCGUGCACAGACCGAAUUGCAACACUACGGAUCAUCGUCGAACAAUCAGUUGAGUGGAACUCAACACUGUACAUCAACUUUACUGAUUAUGAAAAGGCAUUUGACAGUGUAGAUAAGAGAACGUUAUGAAAACUUCUUCAACACUAUGGAGUUCCUGUGAAGACUGUCAACAGUAUCCGGAACUCAUACGACGGACUACAGUGCAAAGUCGUGCAUGGAAGACAGCUGACAGAUGCAUUCCAAGUAAGGACCGGAGUCAAACAAGGCUGUCUACACUCUCCCUUCCUCUUUCUUCUGGUGGUCGACUGGAUUAUGAAGACCUCGACAUCUGAGGGAAAACACGGCAUACAA
Molecule: messenger RNA, 3363 nt
Organism: Schistosoma guineensis
Lineage: Eukaryota; Metazoa; Platyhelminthes; Trematoda; Strigeidida; Schistosomatidae
Source: the annotation of a GenBank genome assembly